This is a messenger RNA of Ilex paraguariensis (yerba mate), 489 nucleotides long. Lineage: Eukaryota; Viridiplantae; Streptophyta; Magnoliopsida; Aquifoliales; Aquifoliaceae. The record is from the annotation of a GenBank genome assembly.
AUGAUAUGUGAGACUCAGCGGGGGUUCCAAUAUCUUACCAGCUUAGUCGACUUAUCGGUCGGUCCUUUCUCAGAGGAGCUCAGUUCUUUCCCUAGUCUUGAAGGUGUCCAGCACUUGCAGGCAUCCCCUCGCAAUGUCAGAUUGACUGGAUGGCCUCACUGGAACUCCAUUCUAGAGCAGUUUCAACGCUUCACUGCCCUAAAAGGUAUACGCCUUUCUGGUUUUGGAUUGGAAACUUUAUCAGAUUGGUUUGAGAACUUUUCAUCUCUUGAAUCUCUCUCUUUCUCUCUAUGCGGGUGUGAAUCAAUAAAGUAUUUGCUCCUAUUUGGAGCGAUGCGACACCUCACUAAGCUAAAGAUAUUGGAGAUUUGGGAAUGCCCCCUCCUAAAGGAAAGAUGUGCCAAAGGGAUUGGCCCCGAAUGGUCCAAGAUUUCACACAUUCCACAAAUUGAGAUAGACUUCAGAAAUGUUCAAGAUCAAUCUACUUGA